AUGGUUAUAUCUGGUGCGAAAAAUGAAGGCGCUUUAUGUUAUUUAUUAGAAAUAGAUAAUGAAGUAGAAAUAUUACCUGACUGUGGCUGGAACGAUGAAUUUAAUUUAGAUGAUUUGAAGCAUUUGAGAUGUGCUUAUCCAUAUGCAUUUGACUACUUUGGUCUUAAUUAUACUGUUUAUGCAACAGUUCCUGUCAUUCGUAUGGGUAGAAUGUGUAUGUAUGAUAUUUAUCAAUCAAAAGUUAACGAAAUAGAAUUUAAUACUCUUGCAUUGGAUAAUGUUGAUUUGGCUUUUGAGAGAAUUAACGUUUUAAAAUAUUCUCAACCAAUGAUUUUAGGAGAUGGAGCUGUUUUGCAUAGUAAUGGUGUUGUUUUAGAUGCUUUAAGUCAACCUUCUUUAAUGAUAACUGAUGCUUAUAAUUCACUUGUAAUCCAUCCACCAAGGAAAUUACAUGAUACUGCAUUAUUCGGAAUUGUUAAAUCAGCAACUUCUUUGGAUUUAACUAUCAACUUGAUGAUUAAUAAAAAGGUUCCUUUAGAAGGGGUGGAACUUUUAGAAUAUAAAGCAAUGCAAUGCAAGAAGCAGGAAAGAGAGGCAGCACAACCAGCACUCGUUGCUAAAUCUUUGUCAAUAAUUGAAGAAGAUGAGGCAGAUGAUGAAAAGUCAGAAGCAGGAGAUGCAGACAUGGAAGAAUUAUUGGCAAAACAAUUUGACCUUUAUGUUCGUGAUGUAACAAAGUAUGGUGGUUUUUUCAAACAAUUGCAAAGUUAUUUGAUGUAUCCAUAUAUUGAAAAAAGGAAAAGAUAUGAUGAUGACUAUGGUGAAAUUAUCCCGCCUGAUAUGUUUAAAAGAAUUGAUGGAUCAAUUGGUAAUGAUGGAAUCGGUGUUGAACCAAUUGGUGAUAGAGAGGAUAUGGGUGGUGGUGAUAGAGAGGAGCUUGAUAAAGAUAGUAAUCAUUCUUCUUUGGAUUCUAAUGUUCCAACAAAAUAUGUAUCAUAUAAUGAAGAUGUUACAUUCAAAUGUCAAAUACAAUUUAUAUACUUGGAAGGAACUAAUGACAGAAGAUCAUUGAAAACCAUAGUACUGCAAGUACAACCUAGAAAAUUAGUAAUAAAAUAUUGUUUUUUAUUCAUAAAUAGUUGUGGCUAUGAAGCAACAAAAGAUUUUGCUCAAAGCUGUUUAGCUCUGGAAUCAAUGACUAAAAACAUUUAUACACCAGAUGUUGGAGAAACUUUGAAUGUUUCAGCUGCAAUAAAUUUCUAUCAAGUCAAACUGACUGAUGCAUUUGUUAGUUCAUUAAAUUUUUUAAAGCUUGAAGAUUAUGAUAUAGCAUUCAUAAUGGGAAAAUUUUCAUUCCCACAAGACUAUUCUCUCCCUAUAUUAGAUGCUAUACCAAUAGAAGAAAACACUAGUAAUAAUAAUCCUAUAUUUGUAGGUGAAGUGAAGUUAUCAAAAUUAAAACAUUUAUUACAAUCUGAAGGUAUCAAAGCUGAAUUUAAAGGUGAAGGUGUGUUAUUUUGUAAUGAAAAAGUUACCAUUAAAAAGGACAAUGCUAAACCAGUUGCUGGGCCACCAAGAUCAAAGGAUAAAGGUAAAAGUAAUAAAAAUAGUAAAUGA
Molecule: messenger RNA, 1617 nt
Organism: Entrophospora sp. SA101
Lineage: Eukaryota; Fungi; Glomeromycota; Glomeromycetes; Entrophosporales; Entrophosporaceae
Source: the annotation of a GenBank genome assembly